GCGGCACUACCACUACGAUCCCAAGCCGCCCCGGCACUUUCAAACGCCGGAGCGGUUCCUAUAGCAACUACAAACCGGAAGUGUGGUUCCGCGGCCGGAAGCGGAAGUUCCCAUCGGAAAGUUCAGCAGCCGGGUUGAGGCGCUGCAACUGGGGCAGUUCGAGUCCACGUGGAGCCGAAGCGGGAGAUUGGGGAGCUGAAGGCAGGUCGCGGCGGCGAGAGGCGCCCUUUUCCAGCCCCGCGGGCCUCGGGCCAUCCCGCUCCCUCGGGUAGGUGUCGGACGUGCGCGCCGCGAGAUGGACACGCCGCCGCUCUCGGGUUCGGACUCGGAUUCUGAUGAUUCUGUUGUCACAGACAGGGAGUUGCAGGAUGCGUUUUCCCGAGGGCUCCUGAAGCCAGGCCUCAACGUGGUGCUUGAGGGGCCGAAGAAGGCAGUGAACGACGUGAAUGGCCUGAAGCAGUGUUUGGCUGAAUUCAAGCGGGAUCUGGAAUGGGUUGAAAGGCUUGAUGUGACCCUGGGUCCGGUGCCGGAAAUCAGUAAACCUCAGUCAACAUCUCAGAGCAAGGAUCAGAAAGCUGUUGAUCCAGAAGAUGACUUCCAGCGGGAGAUGAGCUUCUACCGCCAGGCCCAGGCCGCAGUGCUUGCGGUGUUACCCCGCCUCCGUCAGCUCAAAGUCCCUACCAAGAGGCCCGAUGAUUAUUUUGCAGAGAUGGCCAAGUCCGACCAGCAGAUGCAGAAGAUUCGACAGAAGCUACAGGCUAAACAGGUGGCCAUGGAGAAGUCGGAAAAGGCCAAGCAACUGAGAGCAUUGAGAAAAUACGGAAAGAAGGUCCAAACAGAGGUUCUUCAGAAGAGGCAGCGGGAGAAAGCGCAUAUGAUGAAUGCUAUUAAGAAAUACCAGAAAGGCUUCUCGGAUAAACUGGAUUUCCUUGAGGGAGAUCAGAAACCUGUGGCCCGUGGCAAGAAGGAAGGAGCUAAAGGCCAGCAGAUGAAGAAGGGGCCCAGUGCCAAAAGACGCUAUAAAAACCAGAAGUUUGGUUAUGGUGGAAAGAAGAAAGGCUCCAAGUGGAACACUCGUGAGAGCUACGAUGAUGUAUCCAGCUUCCGGGCCAAGACAGCUCAUGGCAAGGGCCUCAAGAGGCCUGGAAAGAAAGGGUCAAAUAAGAGACCUGGAAAACGGACAAGAGAGAAAAUGAAGAGCAGAGCACGCUGAGCAGCAUCUUUGAAAACAAAGAAGCAAGAAAAAGGAAUGAAGACUUGGGAUUUCAUGAUGCAGUGGGCUCCCUUCUGUUGGUUUCUUUUUAUAAAAAAUUCUGUCAAUAAACUAAGGAAAAAUUUUCAAA
This is a messenger RNA of Equus caballus (horse), 1343 nucleotides long. It is a transcript of the gene EBNA1BP2, whose product is annotated as EBNA1 binding protein 2. Gene Ontology annotation, cellular component: preribosome, large subunit precursor; nuclear periphery; nucleolus. Gene Ontology annotation, biological process: ribosomal large subunit biogenesis; rRNA processing. The record is from RefSeq and is a predicted model, not a curated record. Lineage: Eukaryota; Metazoa; Chordata; Mammalia; Perissodactyla; Equidae.